AUGGCCGAUACUCAAGCUCCCGUUAACGGCAAUUAUCCUGUACCCCACGCCUAUCAUGACUCUUACAACCAUGCCCAUGCUGUUGCCAACAAUGCCUCGAACUUCCAGCCAGCGCAAUCCACCACUCCCACCAAUGUCCCUCCUAGUGACCAAAAAAAUGCGAUCUCCAAGGACGAGGUCGGCUGGUAUUUUGUUGAGCAAUACUAUACCAAUAUGAGCCGUAGUCCGGACAAGUUGCAUCUUUUCUACUCUCGGCGUUCGCAGUUGGUCUUUGGAACUGAAGCAGAGUCGGUUCCUGUUGCUGUGGGCCAAAAGGCUAUCAAUGAGAAAAUCAAACAGCUUGAUUUUCAAGACUGCAAGGUCCGUGUUUUGAACGUCGAUUCUCAGGCUUCAUUUGACAACAUCUUGAUCUCAGUCAUCGGUGAGAUCUCUAAUAAGUCCGAGCCAUCUCGCAAGUUUAUCCAGACCUUCGUUCUUGCUGAGCAACCUAAUGGAUACUAUGUUCUCAAUGAUAUCUUCAGAUACUUGGUUGAUGAGGAGGAUAUCGUGAAUGAGGAGCCCGCUCCCGCUGCGCCUGCCGAGUCUGCCGCACAACCGGCUACCGAUGAACCCGCACAGCCUGAGACGAAGAGUGCCCCGACUGCGGAGGCCCAGGAGGCCAACGAAGUCACAGUUGUCAAGGUGGACGAGAAGCUUGAACAGGCAGAAGAAAAGGCCGAGGAAGAGCAGCCAGAGGAACCUGCACCUCAGGUCAAUGGAACUGAGGCCCAGAGCAGCGAGGAUGUUCAGGAACCUGCCGCCCUGGCUGAAUCUGAGGCGCCCAAGACGGAAAAGCCCGCCACACCGGAGCCUACGCCUGCCCCAACAACACAAAAGGAGAAUACCGCUCCGGCCAAAGAGCCUGCUGUACCCGCCAGAGCCGUACCAAAGACCUGGGCCAACAUUGCCUCCAAGUCCGGUGCUACUGCUCCUGUUGUGCCUGCAAUUCCCGUUGCUCCCGUUAAGCCCGCUCCUGCUACCAGCUCCGCCCAGUCGGUCCCUGCCCCUGCUGCUGCGGCUGCCACAGCCACUCCUGCUACUGACAGCACUCCUAGCCAGCCUCCUUCCAAUGAUGGGUCUGGCUGGCAGACUGCCGGUCACGACCAUAAGAAGACCCAGCCUCGUGCGGGUGAUGAUCAAAACGUUAUGGCCUAUAUUAAGAACGUCACUGAUAAGGUCGAUGCAAACCUGCUCAAGCAGACUUUGUCCCGCUUUGGAAAGCUCAAGCACUUUGAUGUGAGCCGUCAGAAGAACUGUGCUUUCGUUGAGUUCGCUGACCCUGCCGGCUACGCCGCUGCUGUUGCUGCCAACCCGCACCAGGUCGGAACUGAGCAGAUCUCUGUAGAGGAACGCCGUUCUCGUACUAGCGCCUACGGGGGAAAUACCAACUACGGCGCUGGUCGGGGUGGCUCUGGCCGUGGUCGCGGCGACCGUGCCGGCAGCCAGGGCCGUGGUGGCUUCCAGCGUGAUGGUCGUGGUGGUUUCGCUCCCCGUGGUCGUGGCGGCAGCGGCAACGUCAACGCCAAAGCCCGCAACCAAGCCCAGGCUGCUUAG
This is a messenger RNA of Aspergillus pseudotamarii, 1593 nucleotides long. RefSeq names its product NTF2 and RRM domain protein. Gene Ontology annotation, biological process: ribophagy; protein deubiquitination. NCBI's taxonomy places the organism in Eukaryota, Fungi, Ascomycota, Eurotiomycetes, Eurotiales, Aspergillaceae. The transcript has 3 exons. Gene Ontology annotation, molecular function: mRNA binding. Bases 1 to 1593 code for a protein of 530 amino acids. Gene Ontology annotation, cellular component: Ubp3-Bre5 deubiquitination complex; cytosol; ribonucleoprotein complex. The record is from RefSeq and is a predicted model, not a curated record.